AUGCUCACGGAGGAGGACAUCGUCGACAAGUUCUUCUACCACUACCCUGACCACCCGAAGCUCCUGCAGGCGGAGCAGCCCUUCGCCGAGAUCCUCGCCAACACCUCACCCGCCGCCGACCAGGAGUCCUUUGCCGACUCCACCUCCAUCUUGAUGCCCAGCCAAGGAAACAACACGGACGUCAUGGUCUCCGGGUGCCAGGUACAGAAUGUUUACCAGCCCAAUAGUAUGGUGUUUCCCAGCGAGAGCAGCACCAGCAUGGAAUUCUUCAAAGGCAUGGAGGAGGCCAACAGGUUCUUGCCCGCAGACAAUGUGAUGGUGGAUGGUAGGGGGCGUAAGAAGAGACCUGGCAUGGAUGGUGAGACGGAGGCAGGCUUGGGCAGGAGCAGCAAGCAAAUAAUGGUGGUGCUGCAUAGUGCCACUGCCUUGGAGGAGGAGGAGGAGGAGGCGGAAGCCACCGCGUUGGAGAUGUUGGACCGGCUCAUCCUCAACGGCUGCGAAGCGUGCCCGAGCGAGAUGCAGGAGGUAGUACGUGUCACCUGGGAAGACAAGGAGGACAAGGCAGCACGGCAGAGCAUCUCCAGGCGUGGGAGGCGCGGGGCGAGGCACACGGUGGUGACUGACCUAGAGACUCUGCUGGUCCGCUGUGCAGAAGCAGUGGCCAGCAACGACGUGUGCGGCGCGAGCAAGCUGCUGGAGCGGAUCAAGUAUCACUCAUCGCCGACAGGGGACGCCAGGCAGCGGCUGGCGCACUACUUCGCCCAGGGGCUGGAGGCACGGCUGGCUGGCACGGGGAGCCGAAUGUACCGAUCGCUCAUGGGGAAGCGCACCUCAGCCGUGGAGCUCAUCAGGGCCUACCAUGUGCACACGGCCGCGAGCUGUUCGAUCAAGGUGGGGUUGCUCUUCUCCACCCACACCAUCUACAAGGCCGUUGCAGGGAGGAGGAAACUGCACAUUGUGCACUACGGCAUCAGCACCGGGAUUCAGUGGCCGGACUUGCUCCGGUUACUGGCGAAUAGGGAGGGUGGGCCACCACAAGUGAAGAUCACCGGCAUCAACACCCCUCAGCCCGGGCCCUGUCCGGCUGCUCUAAUGGAGGAGGCAGGGCACCGGCUCAACAAUUACGCGAGCCAGUUCGGCGUGCCAUUCGAGUUCCGCGCCAUCGCAUCCAAGCUUGAGGAUGUCCGGGCUGAGGACCUGCACAUCGAUCCAGAUGAGGUCCUGGUGGUGAGCAGCCUAUACGAGUUCAGGACCUUGAUGGACGAGAGCCUCACCUCUGACAUGCUAAGCCCAAGGGACAUGGUACUCAACACUAUCAGGAAGAUGAGGCCGUCUGUGUUCGUCAGUUCCGUCGUCAAUGGACCAUACAGCGCGGCCUUCUUUAUGACGCGGUUCCGCCAUGCGCUCUACUACUUCACGGCGUUGUUCGAUGUCAUGGAGACCACCAUUCCACGGGACAGCGACAAGAGACUUCUGGUGGAGCGGGACAUAUUUGCACGGUCCGCCAUAAACAGGAUCGCAUGCGAAGGCGCAGACCGGGUGGAGCGCCCUCAGAACUACAAGGAGUGGCAGAUGCGGAACCAGCGAGCGGGGCUAAGGCAGCUGCCAUUGGACCCUGAUAUCGUUCUGAUGCUCAAGGACGAAGUGAAGAAUCGGUACCACAAGCAUUUCAUGAUCUGCGAGGAUCACCGGUGGCUUCUGCAAGGAUGGAAAGGCCGGGUGCUCUAUGCCCACUCCACAUGGGCAGCGGGUGAUCCUACUGGUUCUCUAGUGUGA
Messenger RNA from Triticum aestivum (bread wheat), 1776 nucleotides. Its product is annotated as scarecrow-like protein 14. The transcript has a single exon. Lineage: Eukaryota; Viridiplantae; Streptophyta; Magnoliopsida; Poales; Poaceae. Bases 1 to 1776 code for a protein of 591 amino acids. The record is from RefSeq and is a predicted model, not a curated record.